CACUGCAUUUAUUCGUCCUUCCAUUUGGAACAAAACCCUAAGGGUUCUGCUGGGAACCAUUAGCCGCCGGAUUGAUCUCAUCCCCCCCCAAGUGCACUCCUUUCUCCAUGAUCACGCUGGAACGCUCCUCAGCUCAACGCUGUUUUCUCUGAUUUUUCUCGCAUCAGUUCUCUUGUGCUUCCGUUUCAUGUGGGAUUUUUGAUGUCACGUGAAAACAUGUUGCGCAAAAUUUUUUUUCUCUGGUAAAUUUAUGGAAUCGGUUCGGGUAGUUGGUUGCUUGAUGUUCGGCUGUGGUCUCAUCGCUGAUUGUAUAGUUUGAGAGUAGUGAAAAUUUUGGGUUUUGAUUAGGUUAGAAGCGAGAAUUAUGCGGGUGUAAAUAUAGGGUUUUUUGUUUAAAGUUUUCAUUUUGUGAUUGUCUUAGGGUUUGGUUUUUGAAAGUGGGUAUUGGUCAGUUCGUGUUGUCGUUGAGAGGGUGAUGAUCAAUUUGGGGCUAAGAGAAUGUUGAGUGAAUUGGGAAGGAGACCGAUGCUUGGAGGUAACGAGGGGUCAUUUGGGGAUGAGUUGGAGAUGGAGAUAGGGUUGUUGCUCCGCGAGCAGCGUAGUCGGCAAGAGGCUGAUGAUCUCGAGCUUGAGCUUAAUUUGUAUAGAAGUGGAUCUGCUCCUCCGACUGUGGAGGGUUCAUUGAGUGCAGUUGGUGGGUUGUUUGGUGGUUCUACUGCUGCUGGUGGCAGUGGAGGUGGUAGCACCUUUUCAGAGUUUUCUGGGAGUAAGAACGGAAAUGGAUUUUCGUCCGAGGAGGAGCUUAGGUCUGACCCAGCUUAUCUUUCAUACUAUUACUCGAAUGUGAAUCUGAAUCCGAGGCUUCCACCUCCUUUGCUUUCGAAGGAGGAUUGGAGAUUUGCACAAAGGUUGAAAGGGGGGAGUUCGGUCCUGGGUGGGAUUGGAGACAGGAGGAAAGGGAAUAGAGUCGAUGAUGGUGGCAGUAGUUCGUUGUUUUCUAUGCCCCCGGGGUUUAAUGCGAGGAAACUCGAAACUGAGCUUGAGUCAGACAAAGGACAUGGCUCUGCAGAGUGGGGUGGUGAUGGUCUGAUUGGUUUGCCGGGUUUAGGACUUGGGAGCAAACAGAAGAGCCUAGCUGAAAUCUUUCAGGAUGACUUGGGGCGUCCAACUCCUGUCACUGGAAUUCCAUCGCGUCCAGUCAGCCGCAAUGCUUUUGAUGAAAAUGUUGAAGCAGCAGGAUCCGCUGAAGCAGAGCUAGCUCAUUUGCGCCAUGAAUUGAAAACGUCUGAUGCUUUACGAUCUGGUGCAAAUGGUCAGGGCUCAUCUGCUGUCCACAAUGUCACACCUUCUUCAUAUACAUAUGCUGCUGCUCUUGGUGCUUCCUUGUCAAGAAGCACAACUCCAGAUCCUCAACUUGUUGCUAGGGCUCCUAGCCCUUGCAUCACUCCUAUUGGAGGAGGCAGAGCUAACACAUCUGAAAAGAGAGGCAUUACUAGUCCAAAUUCAUUUAAUGGCAUUUCAUCUGGCUUUAACGAGUCUACAGAUCUGGUGGCUGCUUUGUCCGGCAUGAACUUGUCAGCUAAUGGUGUUUUGGAUGAUGAAAACCAUUUGCCAUCACAGAUUGAACAGGAUGUAGACAAACAGACAAACUAUCUAUUUGGUCUACAAGGUAGUCAGAAUCAUAUCAAGCAACAAGCAUACCUUAAAAAGUCAGAAUCUGGGCAUUUACAUAUGCCUUCUGCUCCUCAUUCAGCAAAAGUGUCGUACUCUGAUUCGGUUAAGAGCAAUGGGGCUGGGUCAGACCUGCACAACUCACCCUCGGAUAGGCAAGUGGAACUGCAAAAAUCUGGUCUUUCUUCUGGUAAUUCCUACUUAAAAGGAUCUCCUAAUGGUGGAGGUGGAUUAGCUGCUCAGUAUCAGCAUGUAGAUGGCACGAAUUCGUCAUUUACUAACUAUGGUUUAACCGGUUACAACAUAAAUCCAGCUUUGGCAUCCAUGAUGGCCAGCCAAAUUGGAACUGGUAAUCUGCCACCGUUGUAUGAAAAUAUUGCUGCAGCAUCUGCUAUGGCAGCCCCUGGGAUGGACUCGAGAGUUCUUGCAGGAGGUUUGCCUUCUGGAGCUGCUGCAUCUGAAACACAUAAUCUGGGUAGAAUGGGCAACCAAAUGGCAGGGAACGGCGUUCAGGCAUCAUUUGUUGAUCCGAUGUAUCUUCAGUACUUGAGGACAUCCGAGUAUGCAGCACAGCUUGCUGCUCUCAAUGACCCUUCUUUGGAUAGGAACUACCUAGGUAACUCAUACAUUAAUUUACUGGAGCUCCGGAAAGCUUAUCUUGGGACUCUUCUAUCCCCUCAGAAAUCUCAGUACAGUGUUCCAUUGAGCAGUAAAUCUGUUGGUUCUAAUCAUCAUGGUUAUUAUGGAAAUCCUGCAUUUGGUGUUGGUAUGUCUUAUCCUGGAAGUCCAGUGGCAGGUUCUGUUAUCCCCAACUCUCCAGUUGGACCUGGUAGCCCUAUGAGGCACAGUGAGCUGAACAUGCGUUUUCAUUCUGGCAUGAGAAACUUAGCAGGGGGUGUCAUGGGACCUUGGCAACUGGAUGCUGGAUAUCACAUGGACGAAAGCUUAGCUUCCUCCCUACUAGAAGAGUUUAAGAGCAAUAAAACUAAGUGUUUUGAGCUUUCUGAAAUUGCUGGUUAUGUCGUUGAAUUUAGUGCGGAUCAGUAUGGGAGCCGAUUUAUUCAACAGAAACUUGAAACAGCAAUGAUAGAAGAGAAAAACAUGGUUUACCAGGAAAUUAUGCCCCAAGCUCUUGCUUUAAUGACCGAUGUGUUUGGCAAUUAUGUUGUUCAGAAGUUUUUUGAGCAUGGACUUCCAUCCCAGAGGAGGGAAUUGGCUAACAAGCUUCUUGGCAACGUGCUGACACUGAGCCUUCAAAUGUAUGGUUGUCGAGUGAUCCAGAAGGCAAUAGAAGUUGUUGAUCUGGACCAGAAGAUCAGAAUGGUUGAAGAGCUUGAAGGUCAUGUCAUGCGCUGUGUACGUGAUCAGAAUGGGAACCACGUCAUCCAGAAAUGCAUAGAAUGUGUUCCCGAAGAUGCAAUUAACUUUAUUGUCUCAACAUUCUUUGAUCAAGUUGUCACCCUUUCCACCCAUCCAUAUGGUUGUCGGGUGAUACAGAGAGUACUAGAACACUGCAAAGAUCUAAAUACACAAAGUAAAGUUAUGGAUGAGAUUUUAGGAGCUGUUAGCAUGUUGGCACAAGAUCAGUAUGGCAAUUAUGUUGUUCAGCAUGUACUGGAGCAUGGAAAGCCUCAUGAGCGUUCUGCUAUAAUUAAAGAAUUAGCUGGAAAGAUAGUUCAAAUGAGUCAGCAGAAGUUCGCCUCUAAUGUUGUGGAGAAGUGUUUAACUUUUGGCGGUCCUAGCGAACGCCAGUUACUAGUGAAUGAGAUGCUUGGUUCUACUGAUGAAAAUGAACCACUUCAGGCAAUGAUGAAAGAUCAGUUUGCAAACUAUGUUGUACAAAAAGUGCUGGAGACUUGUGAUGACCAGCAGCGUGAGUUGAUACUUUCACGAAUAAAAGUUCACUUGAGUGCAUUGAAAAAAUACACUUAUGGAAAGCACAUUGUCGCGCGUGUAGAGAAACUUGUUGCUGCUGGGGAGAGGAGAAUUGCCGCUCAGUCUCCACACCCUGCUUAGGCAGCGUAGGGAAAAAGUUCUGUACAGCUAACUGAGGCUAGUGUGAGCUUCCUCUUUUCCUCUCUUUCAUCCCCUAUGUCUAGGCUUAUGACUCUACCUGUCUGUUGAAACAGGUACGAGCUGAUUGAAAAUAAAGUUGUUGCUUUGUGCUGGAAAACUGUACAUUGUGUAGUUUUUAAGGUUAUUAUUUAGAUAGAAUCGAGCAAGCCAAGAUUCGGGUGUGAAUGCACACCUGAUGCGCCUGCACAGGAGAUAAAAUGACUAUACAAGUUUUUUAAUGGUGUAAAAAUCAUGAAAUGUUGAGGUAGUUUUCAAGUUAACGCGACUGUACAAAUGUUGCCAUGUUAAGAGCUGUUUAUGGUUUUAGGUGAGGCCAGAGAUAUGUUCAAUGUAUGGUUAUUGACGUUUUUUGUUUCAUCAUAUUACAAUUUUCUUAUGCA
Messenger RNA from Juglans microcarpa x Juglans regia, 4127 nucleotides. RefSeq names its product pumilio homolog 2-like. The transcript is spliced from 9 exons. The record is from RefSeq and is a predicted model, not a curated record. Gene Ontology annotation, cellular component: cytoplasm. Gene Ontology annotation, biological process: post-transcriptional regulation of gene expression. NCBI's taxonomy places the organism in Eukaryota, Viridiplantae, Streptophyta, Magnoliopsida, Fagales, Juglandaceae. Bases 499 to 3687 code for a protein of 1062 amino acids. Gene Ontology annotation, molecular function: mRNA binding.